UCAAUGCUCACGCCAGGCGAAGGCUUACAAGUUGGCAGUCUAGUCGUCGGAAGCCUCCCCGUCCACCUCUCUCCAUUCUCUCUUUCGCGUCAGAGCCGACGGCGGAGAAUUGGACUCGACCAUCCGACGGCGCUUUCUUCACCUCCGAUUCGUUCCACGAUCUCAAUCGGCGGAGGAUGGGUGGCUGGAAGGCCGCCCGAAGACGGCUCCUAUUCGCCUCGUUGGUCUUCACCGCUGUGAUCGCCUCCGUCUCCGCCGCGGUCACUACCCCCUCGCCGAAGAAGGCGAAGGCGUUAGACGCUUCCUCCGCUGUCUUCCCUAUCCACGGCGAUGUCUACCCGCGCGGGCUGUACUACGUGGAGAUGAACAUUGGCGAUCCGCCGAAGCCCUACUUCUUGGACGUUGACACCGGCAGCGACCUCACCUGGAUCCAAUGCGACGCCCCCUGCGUUCGCUGUUCCAAGGGACCUCACCCGUGGUACCGGCCCAAGCGCACCAAUCUUGUACCCUGCAGAAACCCCUUCUGCGCCGCCCUCCAUUCCGGCACCGCCCAGGAUCAGAACUGCGGCCAAUGUGACUACGAGAUCGAAUACGCAGACAGCGGAUCCUCUCUCGGCGUCCUCGUCGCCGACGCCUUCUUCCUCGGCCGUACCCUCGCCCGCCCCAUCCUCGCCUUCGGGUGUGGGUACAAUCAGCAGCUUACGAGCCCCAACACCCCAGCGCUCACCGACGGAGUUCUCGGGCUCGGCACCGGGAAGGUUAGCGUUCUGUCUCAGCUAAGCGAUCAAGGGGUGACCAAGAACGUCGUCGGCCACUGUCUCAGCGCCAAGGGAGGCGGCAAUCUUUUCUUCGGCGAUGAUUUGGUGCCCAGCUCUCGGAUGACCUGGGCGCCCAUGUCUCGGAUUGGAUCCCGGAAUUAUUACUCGCCCGGGCCAGCAAACCUCCAAUGGGGGACUCGAUCUCUCGGAGUGAAGCAGAAGGAGGUGGUUUUCGAUACCGGGAGUACCUACACCUACUUUGGGUUUCAGCCAUACCAGGCAUUCCUCUCAGCUGUGAAGAGUGACCUGUCGAAGACGCCGCUGAAGGAGGUGUCCGACGACCCAUCUCUUUCGGUGUGCUGGAGAGGGCAGAAGCCAUUCAAGUCUGUGAAUGAUGUCAAGCAGUACUUCAAGGCAUUAGCUCUGAGCUUUGUGAAUGCGAAGAGAACGUUGCUCGAAGUACCUCCAGAGAACUACCUCAUCAUCACAAAACAUGGCAAUGCGUGCUUGGGAAUUCUCGACGGCACCGAAGUCGGACUCGGAAAUCUCAAUGUCAUCGGAGACAUCUCUCUGCAAGACCUCACGGUGGUUUACGACAACGAGAGGCAGCAGAUCGGAUGGGUCCGUGCGGCUUGUGACAGGCCUCCCAAGUCUGGAACUUCUUCCUCCCCAUGAUUGAUCUACUUGCAUUGACGUCGAUGUGCGUGCAUCAAAAGGGCGAUUCGUAGCUCUCCAACUCCUUCCCGUGCGUUCUAGCAGUGCAGGUGGACACGAGGUUGGUCUAACUCGAUUUGCCAGGCUAUCCUAACAGCAUAAGAGCUUUCAUAUUUAGUUAUCUUAGAGACGAUACACAUUUGGACAAGACAUAAUGAACUAUUCAUUUUCUUGGUUGGA
Messenger RNA from Musa acuminata AAA Group (dessert banana), 1652 nucleotides. Its product is annotated as aspartic proteinase Asp1. The transcript has 8 exons. The record is from RefSeq and is a predicted model, not a curated record. The coding region runs from base 177 to 1433 and encodes 418 amino acids. NCBI's taxonomy places the organism in Eukaryota, Viridiplantae, Streptophyta, Magnoliopsida, Zingiberales, Musaceae. Gene Ontology annotation, molecular function: aspartic-type endopeptidase activity. Gene Ontology annotation, biological process: proteolysis.